CCCCUCUCUCUCACAAGUGCCGACAGUGCCACGGUCCUCACAUUCGUCGCAUCAAUGCAGGCGCGUGCAGGAGUUUGGAUCGUGGGUCAUGCUGAGUACGUCCUGAAGAUCAAGUGUCCGGUGUGUCUUGGGAUGAUUCCGUCCCUCGAAUCUGGCUUAGUCGCGGUAUCGUACUCCUGGGCUCGCUUGAUCUCGCUGCGCAGGUGUAGAUCCCGAUGGACGUCGAUGUGGAACAUUGUGUGGGUUUUUGUCGACACGUUGAUGUGAUCUAGCUAGCCAGCGCACGGAUGGUUGCGGACAUUCGUAGAGGAUUUGCAAGGUUUCCGGGAUUCAAGCUGCGAGUCUGAAUUUGAAGGGGUGUCGUGCGCAAUGGGGACUCUCAUCGGUCACAUCGCGCCGUCUCUGGUACUUUGCUUGGUUGGGUUCUGGCAUUUGUUUUCAGUUUUCACCAACUACGUGAAAUCGCCGCGGGAUUAUGCUGCCAAGGCAUGGCAUCCCGUGAAUUGGCUGCCGAAUCGGGCGAAGCACAUUGAACUCUACCUUCUAGUGGUUUUCAUACCCAUGGCUCUUUUCUAUGAGCUAGGAGUCUCCACUAACUUCCAGCCCAUUGUGGAUGGAGUCAUUGCGAAGAACAGGGUUGCCAGCUUCGAGCACUCGACUACGCUCGUCAUGUUCUGGAUGUACGCCGUGAUUGUGCUGUUGAGUGAUGCCACGAGUGCGUUGCCGUUGCCCAGUGAUGCCUCGUUUCUCUUCGCAAGCAUUGCAUUUGGGUUGGAGUGGAUUUCAGUCACACAUCAAGCAGCUCGCAACAUUGGGCUGGAGAGUCAGUGCAACUUGCUGCUUGCGUAUGUAGCAGGUUUGUGUGCAGUAUGCUCAGCUCUGCUGGCUCUCCGAUCGAAGCUAUUCCUGGUGGACGUGGUCCUCAGCAUGGGCAUCAUUCUCCAUGGCACCUGGAUGUUUCAAAUGGGUCUUUUCCUCUAUGUGGAGAAUUACAUUCCUCAGGGAUGUCAUUAUCGUCUGGACCUUCCCACCGGCAUCGACGGCUCCACCGUCUGCGAUCUGGAGGUAACACGAAUCCGAGCAGUAGCGCUAAUGAACCUCGCAUUCAACUUUCAUGUGAUCAUGGUGGUAUUCUUUGCAGUGUGCGUGUUUGCUCUGGUGGCAAAAGUUCACGGCACCAGACGUGGCUAUGACCCUCUCUCUCGCGACAUGGAUGUCGAAAUUAAGCCAGUACCCAAGCCUCACUCCGACAGACCUUAGACUCACACAAACACAUCUCUCUCUCUCUCUCUCUCUCUCCUUGUAUACAAUGACACAACCAUCUUUUAGGGUUAGGGUUGUGAUUUCUGAAACGCCAGCUUUAUUUAGCAGAUUAGUUAUUGGAUUUUGGUCAGCAUGCUGGUAUGUUUAUUAGGACUUUGAUAUGUCCUGCAUCAUCUACCACCAUUAACAUGUAACUUUAUUGUAGACAUGCAUUCACCAGGGAGAUACCUUAAGGUUCUCGAGUGUGUGCUACUCAAAAUUGUGUUGAUCCUCUUGCUAGUCUAGACACUCGUAGCUGGAGCAGACUAGUUAUUGCAUCUUCAAUGCGUAACUGCAGAAGCAUCAUCGUGUACUAUGAUAUUCACUUGCUUGCAGUUGGUCAUGCAGUUUCUGGAGUGGAUUGUGUGGAAAUCGCAGCUUCUGUUUGACUGGGAGUCUUAUCGGUUUUGCACGUUUUGUUGUUGUCUCUACUAGAAAAUCAGAAUAUGUGCUUGUUCCAUUCGGGGUUUCAAUCCUUUGGCGUUGAACCUAGUGUUGUUUGAAGAUGAAAAUAAACGAUCCUUCUGAUUC
Physcomitrium patens is the source of this 1833-nucleotide messenger RNA. RefSeq lists its product as uncharacterized. NCBI's taxonomy places the organism in Eukaryota, Viridiplantae, Streptophyta, Bryopsida, Funariales, Funariaceae. The record is from RefSeq and is a predicted model, not a curated record.